GAUUGUUAAUUGAAAGAAGUUUUUAAUCCCCAACUCAGAUGUAGCUGUGCAUAUGUAGUUGCAUUAUUGUGUGACAUUUUUCAGUUCACUGGAAGGAGGUGGUCCAUGGAAGAAAACUGUUUCUGGGGACAGUUUUGCCUUGCUUAGUCCAUGCCUGGGGGCCAGCCAGGUACAGGGCUUUGUUUUCAUGCCAGUCCUGUAGGCUUCCAAAACUGAGUUAGCCUGGAGUGAUUUAAAGCAGGUGGUGAAUUGGUGAAUUCACAGAAUUCUUUAAAUUAAAAAAAAUUGCACAAGAAUUAACAGGUCAAAAAGAAAAAAAUUCAGACUUGGGUUCAGUUUUUGUGUUCAACAUGGCCCCAGUGAGUGGGAACUUGUUCAGUUGCUGUUGUUUGGUUACUGGUUAUGACACCUAGAAUCUACUAAAGAAAAAGAAUGCAACUUUUUUGUGGAAUACAUGCCUUGAUUGUUGAGUAUCUCCCUGUCCCCCAGUCCUGGAAGUUGUUCCACCUCUUGACUGCCUUUCCUGUGUGGCCUGAAGCUGGUGUGGGAAGGGGGAAUUUGGAUACAGCACUGUGGCUCACACAGGGGCAGCAGAAGGUGAAGCUUUCUUUCCUUGAUGGGUGGCAGUCACAAGAAGCAGGGCUGAAUGCAUGUCCAUCUUUUGCUAGUAAAAGUAUUUCUGAUCUUACAGUUUUAAGUUAAAGUGGUUUGGGUUUGGAUUUUUGUGUGUGGUUAUGCUCUGAUUGAUAGAAGGGCCAAACCAUGAGAUAGUCCUAAGUGUCAAUCCUGUAAAAGGUGGGAAUUUUGAAGAAAGGUGUCCUGUUUUAUUGCACCUGUGCAAUUGGACAGCUAUAUAUGAUACGUGUAGCAUUUAAGUACAUGUAUACAUUGCAUUAUAGAUUCUGUACUGUUUCUCUUUUUAAGCAAAACUUAUGUUGCUGUUGUUGGCUCACGGUUUUCAAAUCUUCUCUUAUAUAUAUUCACCUUUUAUAUGGUGUUGCACUCAACACUAAAAGAAUUUCCCAAAAUUACAGGUGUACUGAUUAAAUUUAAAGGCAUUAAGGUGGCUAAUAAUAUAUGUCCUCACCUGUAGUGGAGAGAAAUCCAUCACAAAUUUCUAAAUAAAUGCUGUGUUUGAAAUUUCUGUGUUUAAAAUGAAGCUGUGGAAACUAGUUUGCUUAUGCCUUGAACGGUGAAUGUUUACCUAAAUUCUGGCCAAUUGUUCUAUUCAGAUAUUGGAGCACAAAAUGCCAAUAAAUGAAAAUACUGCUUUAUAUUUUCAUUACUAUACUGUAGUAGUCUGCAACAGAAGGCAAACGGGAAGUGAGCAAACCACAUUCCUGAUUACUUUUUCAGGUAAUCUGGAUGUGUUCAAUAGCAGUUUCAAAAUUUCUAGCCCUUAAUGCCAAGUUUUGUUGCCAUCAUAGCUGUGGUGUGGGUGGAAAAGCCCAACCAGAAAUGAGCAGAUCUAACUGUAAGCUACUUUGCAUGUUGUCAAUUGACUAUAAAUUGCAGCAGUCAUUGACUCAGUGGAACAAGCUACAUAAUUCAGGUAAGAGACUUGCAUGUUGCUGUAUCUAGCCACAGAUCUUCACUGAAUAUCAAUGUUCUUGUAAAUCACUUCUAUCAGCCAUUUAGCAGUGCUUAAUGAAUCCUGUUUAAUGUGAUCUCUUAUUUAAUAAGGUGUAAGAAAAAUGGAACAUUAACAUCUUUUUUUUUUUUUUAAUAUCAUUCAGAUAUUUUCAGGUAUUCAUCACUCUUUUAGGAGCACAUCUUGUUUUCCUGGAUUUUACUUUCAUCUGAAGAUUGGUGAGUCUCUAAUCUAAGGGGAAAAUGUUCCUAACACUUUGUGCAGGUGUGGAGGCAGCAGGUAACUGUUUUAUGUAACCUUGUUAGACAGCAGAAGUGUCAGUACCAAGCAACAAAUACGGCAAGUAUCUAUUUUUGAGGGGUUGUGUUGGUUUUGGUUUCUUCUCUGGAGUGAUGUUGUGCCAUAAUUCUUUUUUUUUUUUUUUUUUUUUUUGCUAUGUAGCAGACUUUUCCUCAGUGUUUUUAAGUUGUAGCAGCAGAAAGUUUUUAGGCAAUAAGCCAAUCUUCUAAGUAGAAAAGGGAAAGUUGACUGUCUACUAAUUUCAUUUUAUGAGGAGUAAAAAUAUACACAUUCACAUAUGUAAAAAUAGAUGAGUUUUUUGCCUACGUAUUAAUGUGAAAUGGAUGUGUGUCCAUGCUUUUAGCCUACCUACAGAAGUACCUGUUUAAGAUGCCUAGGACUCCUACUCAUGCCUAACAGCUGUAAAUGAAUUCUUCACUCACAGGAUUUCUGUUGUGAAACCUAUGUGCAUUAGAAAAAGAGACAACUCUGCAUACUGAGGCAUUUUCAUAGAAUGUGUUGUAAGAAUAGGUCCAUACCAAUAAAUAUUCUCUGUGUAAAUGUGGCAGGUAUUAAGUCAGUAGAAAAUAUUACAUUAUCCCCAUAUCCUUGUGAUUGAUUUGUGGUAUGGAGUUGUGAUUGGAACAUCUGAAGCUUUGCCAGAUUUUUGUGAGUAAGGAAUCCAGCAGUUUCUGGUAAUCUAGUUUAAUGUUCAGCUGUGGUUUCCAUUUUAGAGGAUGCAAUAGAAUCUAAGUGCUUUGGACAACAAUGUAUGGAUGUACAAGUGGAUGGUGAGUAAGAGCAUUUUUGGAUCAAUUCUGUGUAGGCAAGUAUUGGUUGCAAUCUGUGAGGGUGGCUCACAGUGAUUCUUUAAAAAUUAGCUGGUUAUUUAAAAGGUAUUUAAAGAAGCUAUUAGGUAACAGUCAUUACAUUCUCAGCAGUUAGGCUGAUGUUUAGCUUUUUGAAUAAUGAUAUUGGGAAGGCACCAUAAUGCAGCUUCUUAUGAACCACUGCAAGAGUAUCUGUGUGAUAAAUGUGUCAGGGUGAUUUGAAUAGUUAGACCUGCUGUAAUGCUGCUCUGAAGGGAGGGAGUGAGAGUAGGUCAGUAUGACUUACAGGUUUCCAGCAGGGCCCCAACAGCUAUGUCCCAUCCCUUCUUUGUAUUACUAGGACAUGUAUUUUUCCUUUAAUAAAGUGUUCAUUUCGUAAAUAUGAAAUAUUUAAUAUUUAAUUUCUAGCAGUAGGAUUGUUUUUAGUAUUUCGUGUCUGUGUUUAAUCUGCAGGUAGGUGGAGAAGGAAUGUGAGGACCCAAGGAGGUGUUAGAUUUAGUGGAAAUUCUCUCAUCUCAAAACUUCCUGUAAAUCUUUGUAUGAGUGGAUGUCAUACCUGAGAGAUGUGGAACUUAAAGAUUGAAAUCCAUUCUCUGCGCUGGUUUUCCAUUUUGUUAAGAUGAUAUAUUGAAUGUGGCAUCAAGCUAAUAGAGAGAAAAAUAAUUUGUCUUUGAAGGCUCUUUGGUAUGAAUAGGAAGUCUUUUACUGGAAGUGUAGAUUUAGGUUUUUUCAGAGAGGGGAGGGUAGGGAGUGGGGAGAAUGCCAGGGGUGUUGGCCUACUUUAUUUGUUGUCUUGUAAGUUUUGGUGGAUUUGGAGCAAGCUAGACAAACUAGAGCUAUGUGGAAUACAUAUAGCUAGAGUCUCUUAAUUCCUAAACCUGAGGUGAAAGGAAGCUGCUUUCUCUUUCCUUUAGGAAACUUUGAUGGCUUUAUAUUAAUAUCUGCUGUGUGUUAAUUUAAUCAGUGUGACUGACUUGCACUUUCUUGUACUUUUCAAAUGGGAUGUUGUCUUGUUCUUCCUGAUCUUCCAACAUCAUUCUGAAAUGUCACAAAUGCAUUAUAAAAAUAUCUUCUGGAAAAUGCCAGCAAGGCCUAGAGUUGGUAAGUCCGGGUGAGUUUUCUGUACUGUUCAGUGUGAGCUGUUUAAAGUAUUCUGUGGUUAUAUGUUUCCAGACUAAAUGCAGAACCUGAUGGAUAGCAAAAGCUACUGUAACCUCUUCUGUGCUGAGGCUCAGCACAUCCAGCUGGCAAGGCCGUUCUGUGCAGACCCACUGGUCGCAUUUCACGUGUACCCAGAAGCACCAAGCCAGGUCCCUUUGGCUGAAGAUUUGGCAUUCCUGCCUUUCAUGUCAGAGCACCUCAUCACAGAGACCCUCUACAGCGAGCCCUGCCCCUUUCCCUACCCAGUGCCCCAUUCCAGUCUCCACAAGAGUGAGUACUCCUAUGGGUCAGCUUUCAUCAGGAAGAGGAAUGAGAGGGAAAGGCAGCGUGUUAAGUGUGUCAAUGAAGGCUACGCCAAGCUGAGGCACCACCUGCCCAAGGAGUACUUGGAGAAACGGCUCAGCAAAGUGGAGACCCUUCGUGCUGCUAUAAAAUACAUCAGGUACCUCCAGUCUGUGCUGUGCACUGACUCCGUGGGGGCAGGAAAAGGUGUCACAGAGCCAAACCAAGCACCCAAAGCCACUAACAGACCAGCCCAGUUUUUGGAGACGAUCUGAAGCGUUCCAAAGCCAGCCAAAGGUAUCCUGCCUGGGAAUGUAGUAGCCACUCUGUCAGUGACGUGUGUGUUUCUGGCACUUCUUGGGAGCAGAUCGUGGCACACGUCAGUAGCUGCCCACACAAGAGCUUUAAUGUUGCAGAUAGUUACUACACUUAGAUAUGAGAGGGACAACUGGGAAAAUCUCAGCUGAAUGACUUAAGUUAAUUCAUGAAAAUCAGAACGACUUUCUAAAUUUGUCAUCAAGCUAAAAAUGUGACACCUAUGUGUGUGAAGUAGCUGUAUGUAUCAUCAUAACCUGCAUGCUUUAAAAUAAAAUCUCUCUACUUAUGGGACUGAGAUUCUCAUUUUCUGUCAUGUUAUUGGUUUAAUCUUACAUGCACUUUCUUAAAAUAUUUGCUCUAAUUGACAGUGUUUCUUCUAAAAUGCAUUUUUAAAGGUUCCAAGGAGAGUUUUUGGAUGUCAAAAGAAAGGAUAAUUUAAUUUAAAACAGAAAAAUAGAGUAGGGUAGAAGCUCUCUGAAGCACAGUUAUUGAAUAUAGGAAGACCAUAAAGUUUUGUGAGUGCUGCUCCAUCAUUUUCUUAUUAGUGAAUAUUUUAAUCACAUUGAAAACUUCUUGACAUUUCAUAAUUUCUAUUGAAAAUUGGAUUCUUGUACAGAAGUCAGUGCCCUUUAAAAAUUACUAGGACUGCUUAAAAAAUACACAGUAUAAAGAGGGCUGGCAAGGUUUUGGCCAUCAGCAUAAAAAUUUAUGCAAACCUGCAAUAAAAUUUUUUUUUUACUUUGAUAAUAGUUGAGGUCUGGAGUGGUCUUCCCCAACCUUCCAGUCUGUGCCUCUGUACUGCUGAUGGUUUCAUUUAAGUGUUAUAAAAUAAAACUGUGUGGAGAUGAUUAAGAGAGUUUAGCUCAAAACCAAUAAAGUGUCUUAACAUUUACUUUGUGUAAGGGAAUCAUUGAUGCUAAAUAAUUCUGCUGACAGCAUGAGAGCUUGUAGGCUGUCUGUGCAGCAGAAUGGACAAAAAAAUGGUUACAGACUUCCCAAGUGAUGAAUUCUACCUAACUGCACUUAUCCCACCCUGUUACAUUAUUUCUGUAGCAGUGAAUUAAAGCAUGCCUAAUAAAAGGCAAUAAAGUAUUCCAACAACCCCUCCCCCCAAAAAACCACAAACGAAACUAACCAAACGAAAAAAUCAACAAAUGUCAACUCUGUCUUUCUUUUAAGAAGGAUGUGAAAAUCAGGGAUCUCAGCAGAGAUUAACAGGUAGGUUUCUGUGUUAUGACAUAUUGUUGAUAGGCACUUUGUAAGAGAGGGGUACAAUUCAUUAAUCUUUCCCCCUUAUUGUGAAAGGAGAAAGUUGUAAAUUGAUUUGACCUUGGUUUGACUCAGCUUCAACCUUUCUGUGCACAUUUCAAACAUGUUUAUUUGUCACACCCUGUGGUGGUGAGCUUUUUAAAAAAUUUUCCUUAACCUGAACUGUAACUUCAAUGCUGUUUUUUGCCCUGCAAUCAUAGGCAGAAGCCUAGAGGACACUGAGCUCUCUUAAAAUUCCUUCCCUGUGGUGCAGGAGAUCCAUGGGGAGUUGAAAAUAGAGCAAUUGUGUGGCAGUCAAAUGGUCCUCUCUGAAGUCACGUUCUGCUGGGUUUUAACCAGUCAGGUCAGGAUGUCCAGUCCUGGGAGUAACAGCUGUGGCAACCUCCUUAGCAACUGGGAAACACUGGCAGCAAAAGGUUCCCUGUGUCCAACAGGAAAAAGGGUGACAUUUCUGCAUUUAGACUAAAUCCAAAUGGUGUAUUGUUACCAAUAGCAGGUAAGUCUAAAAUACUGCUGUGCCUUUGUCAAUGCACUGUUGUGUGUAGAAACAGGGGUGUUAAAAUGUGCUUUAAUGUAGAGGUGAUGGUUACCUUUCUUUGUAAAGUAUUACUGAUUGUAUCUUGUUUUGGUUUGUAACAGCAGUUUGUGCAGUCGUGAAAUACAUUGAUAUA
Messenger RNA from Serinus canaria (Common canary), 6401 nucleotides. RefSeq names its product achaete-scute family bHLH transcription factor 3 (gene ASCL3). Gene Ontology annotation, biological process: developmental process; regulation of transcription by RNA polymerase II. The record is from RefSeq and is a predicted model, not a curated record. NCBI's taxonomy places the organism in Eukaryota, Metazoa, Chordata, Aves, Passeriformes, Fringillidae. The transcript has a single exon. Gene Ontology annotation, molecular function: protein dimerization activity; RNA polymerase II transcription regulatory region sequence-specific DNA binding; DNA-binding transcription factor activity, RNA polymerase II-specific. The coding region runs from base 3879 to 4418 and encodes 179 amino acids.